Messenger RNA from Fomitiporia mediterranea MF3/22, 1017 nucleotides. RefSeq lists its product as uncharacterized. The coding region runs from base 1 to 1017 and encodes 338 amino acids. Gene Ontology annotation, molecular function: RNA binding. The transcript has 5 exons. The record is from RefSeq and is a predicted model, not a curated record. Gene Ontology annotation, cellular component: nucleus; cytoplasm. NCBI's taxonomy places the organism in Eukaryota, Fungi, Basidiomycota, Agaricomycetes, Hymenochaetales, Hymenochaetaceae.
AUGGCAGAGGUAGCCUCCGCGAACUUCUUCAAAGUUCUUGACGCAGAGGCGUCUGAGGCUCCCGAUGUGACGCCCAAGCAGAAGGAGAAACCAAAGGCCGAGGCUCCUGCAACAAGGGGUGGACAGAGAGGCAGAUCCGGUCCCGCCUCGAAAGGAGGACGUUAUUAUCAGAGAGGUGGCGGCGCGGCACAAUCUGCGGCUCGUGAGCCAGCCGAAGCGGAGGAUCCCCCUCAGGGAAAGCGCUCCGAUGACCGUCCUCGCGGUCGCGGCCGAGGUGGACGGGCACGAGGUGGACGGGGCCGUGGCGGUCAUGGACGCGACUUCGACAGGCACAGUGCGACUGAUAGAGUCGACACCGAAAAGCAGAUUGGCCAAGGCUGGGGAGCUAAUGAUGGUGGCAAGGAGUGGCAGGUAGAGGAGCAAGCCGCUGAAGACGCCGCUGCGACUCCAGCUGAUGAUCCCUGGGCUACUCCUGCCCCUGCUGCUGCUGCUGCCGCCGACGAUGGCUGGGGUGUCCCUGCUGCUGAUGCUUCUGGUGAUGCUGCGAAAGAUGGAGCCCCGGCCGAGACGCGUCGUCCCAGAGAGGAGGAGGAAGACAAGACCUUGACUCUGGAUGAGUUCUACGCUCAACAGAAGGAGAAAGAGAUCGUUCCCAAAUUGGAGGGCGUCAGGAAGGCGAACGAUGGAAAUGAUGAUCUCUUUAAGGACGCCGUUCAAGUCACAAAGGAUGUCGACGAGGACGCCUAUUUCGUCUUGAAGCCUAAGAACGUAAAGCAGCGAGCGAAGAAGGAUGACAAGAAGCAACCCGCCGCAGAGGUUACGGACAUCUUCUUCACUGGCCAGUUUUCCGACCGUGCACCUCGCGGUCGUGGGGUCCGCGGAGGUGAACGUGGUUUUCGCGGUGGACGCGGACGCGGAGGCAGAGGAGGACGCGGCCGUGGCGACUCCCGUGGUGCAGACAACCAGGGAGUGAACUUUGGAGAGUCCGAUUUCCCUUCACUGGGUGAGGCACAAUGA